AUGAUCGCCAACUCAACUCGUGCUAGGACUCUUGUCAACCAGAAGCCAGAAGUGACUGAAGAAGAGUCCUCUGUGUAUGAGACAAUCCUCCUGGCCGCGCAGAGCCAGAAGACCGAGAUUAGUGAUUGUAAGGAAAGGACCGAAUGCUACACCUCGAGAGCUUCACCUUACCUUCCAAAAGAGGAAUGCAUUGAAAGUUCUUGA
Molecule: messenger RNA, 204 nt
Organism: Trichomonas vaginalis G3
Lineage: Eukaryota; Parabasalia; Trichomonadida; Trichomonadidae
Exons: 1
Coding region: 1-204 (67 amino acids)
Source: RefSeq, a predicted model, not a curated record